Messenger RNA from Klebsormidium nitens, 4602 nucleotides. Lineage: Eukaryota; Viridiplantae; Streptophyta; Klebsormidiophyceae; Klebsormidiales; Klebsormidiaceae. The record is from the annotation of a GenBank genome assembly.
GUCCUUUGUGUCAAACAGCAAACUACGUCCGAGAGGCGUUCGAGAAUUUAGCAAGAAUAUGUAACCAUGAGAUUUUCUGGUGAGUCGAGGCCGGGCUUUGUCUCUCAGUUUUGACUCUUCCGAGUCUUCGUCCCAGCCUGCCUUGGUUUGGAGUUGCACCAAGUAUUAGGUCCUAUUAGGAAGAGUUAAAAAGUGUGUGAGUAAGGAGGAGAGGACUCUGAGGAGCGUACCGACGUUUGGGAGCAGUGUAAAUUGUAAUAGAUCCUUCUGUGACCAUGGAGGAGGGCGAGCUGCUGGAAGAAGGAGAAUUGAGUGACGUUGAGGCGGCUGCUCCCAUCCACAUCGAAGAGCCUCGUCAAGCCUCCAAUCGGCAUGACGCAGACAGGAGCGUCGAGCCGCCUUUCAAACGGCGCCGAAGAUUUGAGGACGAACCCGGCGCUUCUCCAUCCGCUUCCAUUGACAUCGUCUCUCCAGCGCGCUCGUCGGGUCGAAAUGGCGUGGAAGUGGUGCAGGCCCCCACCGCAAAGGAUGACAUCAUCAGGGCGUCCCCUGCUGACCAGCAGGAGGCGCAGCGGCGCCGCGAGGUCCACUCUGAGCUGGUCGCCCUGUACAAGGCUUACAGCAAGGUGAAACAGGGGGCGGCCCGGUGCCACGCGCAGAAAGGGGGGCAACUCGUCAAGGAAGCCGAGACGGCGCUCAUGGCGGUUGCGGAUGCAACCAAAGGCCCUCCAGAGGUGGCCCACAUUGCAGCCAGCCUCCUGCCCCGGUAUGCGGUCCUCUGCCCCCAACUCCUGCAAGCCACAUUCGAGGCACUGCGCGAGUUGUACCUCUCGAUCCAAGAAAGCGCCAGUGACGACGGCAGAAGCCAAGCAGCGGCCGCUAAAGUCGCGCAAUCAACACUGGGGGGCAUGGUGGAAUUGCUGGCCGCAGUAACGGCGGGGGUAAGGUCGGGGAGCCUAGAACCACAGGAAGCGGCGGACGUGCCAGACAGAGUGGCAUCGUUUCUCUUGGAGGAACUGGGGUCUGAGAUGCUGCCGCGACCUAGAGCUGAAUACUCCCGGGACGAGGUUCUUCAUGGUAGCUCAUCAGCGCCUUUCUUCGGACCGUCGGACCCGUAUGGUUAUCUCCGGAGAGCUGUCACGAGUCCUUCCGCAGUCGCCAUGACAGCGCGGCUCACGGCUGCGGCGGCUGCUUCGGGGUUCGUUGCAUCGCCGUGCGCUUUCCUCAAGGCCGCGUUCAGCGGACUUGCGGGGUCGGAAAAGGAGCAAGGAGCCUCUGCGCACUUCCUAGAGAGUAUUCUCACCACAGAGUUUGCUGAGGAACCAAAGCACGACGAGGGGGCAGAGAAUGGGGAACCGGAGGAGGGGGAGGUUGGUGUAAACGAGCCCGAAGCCAAUGGCUUCGAGCCUUCGAAUAUGAGCUGGGUUGCGGCCGUGCUGCAUCCCAGGCCCGAAGUCGAGCGGUGGGUUGUCCGGGCGGUGAGGCAGAGCAAGGCGGGGGCGGGGACCCAAUGGCCGCUUUUGGAGAAACUGGUAGAGGCGCUGAAAACCGCGGAUGCUUCCAGCCUGGGGGGGAUAACGGAGGACGAGGCGCAGGCGGGCGCCCCUGAGUACCACUCGGUAGAGGCGGAUAAGAGUGCGGACGAGGAAAAGGCGGCGGAAGGGGCCUCCGCCGAUGCAAAACUAGAAACUCAAGCGGGGGACGGGAGGACAGACGCUUCAAGUGCCAAGCUGGCAGUUGAGGCAAACAAUGAGCCACAAAAGGGGCCAGCCGAGACCUCCUACGGGAAUGGCGCUACUGGGGGGGAAAUAAGGGCAGGGGAAGCGCCCCCCCCCGAGCGUCGGGCGCGGUCGCCCAGCCAGGACAGUCAGGACAGCUGGGCCAACGGGCGGCGGGGGGGCAGAGCCGAAAAGGGCGAGAGGCCGCCCAAGAGGCGAAGGUACAGCAGCAGCGACAGCGAGGGGGGGCGGCAGCAGGUGCGAUCACCCCCCCGAAAAGGGGAGGUGUUGCGGGGGGUGGGCCAGCCGAGCUGGUACGCUGAGGGGGAUCCGAAGGCGUUUGACGUGUUCCCCGCAUCGCGGCACCUGUGGGUCGGGUCGCUCGUGAAGGGCGUGAACGACGAUAUGUUGCGGCAGCAGUUUGAGCGGUACGGGCCGGUGGAAAAGGCGACGGCGAUCUGGAGCCGGCAGCACGGGUUCAUCGACUUCGUCAAGAUGCACGAUGCCGUCAGGGCGAGGGAAGCGAUGCAGGGAGAGCUGGUUUGGGGCCACCAGAGAUUAGCCAUCCGCUUCUCGGAUGGGGGGCGGAAGAAGUCACCGGAACGGGGGGGCGGGGGCAGCCUUGCGAUCUGGGCGGGAGGGGUGGUGGAUGCGCGGAACGUGACUGUGCUGCUGACCGCCAGCGCUCUGCUGCUGGAGUAUGAGGCGCCGGAGGAUGCGGCGGCGGCGAUCGUGCACAUACGAGCACAGCGGGCCAAAGGAUCAGGCGUUAAGACUGAGCCACCUCCACCGCGCCCACGGAGCCGAAGCCGCGAGAGGCUGCGAUCACGCUCCCGGGAGCGCGCACGGUCUUCUUCCCGCUCUCGUUCCCGGUCUCGGUCAAGGUCUCGGCGGGUCCGGGCCGCCAGCCGCGACAGGGGGGCCGACUCGGAAGACGAUGACGUGUUUACCAACCCGCCAAGCUUGUGGGUGGGCCGCGUGGAUGCGCACGUGUCGGAGGACGAGCUGCUGGGCGCAUUCCGGCAGUACGGCCCCGUCAUCGACUGGCGCUUCCUGCGCCACUCGCAGUGCGCGUUCAUCAACUACGAGCACCCGCGCGAGGCCGCCGCCGCAAAAGACAGCCUCAGCGGGGCCCAGUUCGGCGGAAUGCAGAUCAACAUCGAAUUCAAGCGGCCUCGUACGCGCGGACGAAGCCCCGACCGCUUCGCUCUCCGCGCGCGGGGGUUCGUUUCCGGGGGGGAAGGCCGGGCCACGAACACGCUGUGGGUGGGGUACCCCCCGAAGAGCAAUCCGGAUCUGCCGACGGAAAGAGAGCUGGAGCGGAUGUGCGACAAUGCUGCGGGGACGAAGGGGAGCGUGACGAACAUGAGGAAUAGCCGGACGGUGAAGGGCCCGUGCUGGUUCGUGGAGUUUAGUAGCGUGGACGCGGCAAGCGCGGCGCUGGAGGUGCUGCGGAGGAAACUGGACGCGAGCAUGCAGGUCAAGUACAGCAACUCAGCGCAGUCGCUCGAGAAGACUGAGAUCCAGCAGGCGCAGCUCGCGCGCUCGGAGAGCGGCCGCGACCGUCGCGACCGUUCCCGCGAGCACGACCGCCGGCGCGGCGGCCCCGACGAGCCACUGCGCCGCGACGCGUCGCACCGGCGCGAGUUCUCCUACUCUCCGCUGCACGAAAGGGGCCGAAGCCGCGGGGAGGAAGGGGCGAAGCGGGGAAAAGAGGCGACCACAGAAGCGGAGCUCGACGCGAAUCUGGUCGCCGAACUAGAGUCGGUGGCGGUGUCCCCCGGGGAGAAGAAGAAGCGGGCGGGCGACGGGGACCUUGCGGCGCGCGUCAAGGAGCGGCUGCGGCAGAGCCUCGAGAAGAAGCGCGAGGAGGCGCGCCACGUGGGCGCUGACGUCAGCACGGGGGUUGCCGCACCGGCGGAGAACCCUGCGGCCCCCGAGGCCUUGCAGAGGCCGCCUUUCAGGGCGCCAGGCCCAGAAGCCGUGACGCCCGCCGGUCCGCCCCCCGGUUUACAGGGCCCUUUUAGCCCCGCAGUGGUUCCCCCGAACCUGCAAACUCCCUCAGCUGCAAUCGGGGCGGCAGGUUUCGGCGGGGGUUUUCAAGCAGGGUUACGGGCAGACAAUGGUGGGGCCAGCGGGAGGGGGAGCGUUCUGUGGGAAGGCCCGCUGUGCAAAAGUGGCGCGCCGUACUGUCGGGUGGCUAUGGUCGCGGAGAACGUUCCGGGGUGCUGGUACGAAGGGGCCAUUCACGAGCCUGCCGGGUGGCCGGACCGGCUCGACAUAACCAAGCGCUCUGACCUGCGGGGUCUUUUGGAGGUGACGCUGCGCGGUGCAGCCAGCACGCAGAAAGAGGUCUGCCGCCUUAUUGUGACUGACGAGAACAGCGGACAGGGGUUCGGUGCUCUAGUGGAGUAUCUGACUUCCCGGGAAAGAGCAGGGGUGGUCUCGCUCCCCCCAUACGCGCCCGGCCGUUGGCCUCGUCAUCUCCACGUCAUCCCCUGGUCCGCUCAGGCGUGCGCCCUGCUCAAGGUGCCAGAAGAACCCCGCAAGUGCCUGCUCGGCCUGGCCCUGCCGGCUAGCGCGCUCGUGCCGUCAUCUAACCCCAAGCAGGAGCAGGUAAAGAAAGGCUAAAAAUAUGGCGCAUGUGGUUUCCAGGUUAACGGUCAGAGCCGGGGUUGUGCUUUGUGCCAGAUUUUGAAGCCUGCUGGAUAUUAGGAGCUGCGCAUUCACGAUCUCGCAAGAGCGUGUGAAGCAGUAGCCUGAACACUGGCACUUGCAGCUUCAGAUUGAUACCAGAUGAUGGGGAUACAACUCAAUGAAUCGCAAGAGUGUGGCCCUCAUUCAUGUGUUUUGUCUAUACGUGAUCGAAGUUCUCAAAGCCUCG